This is a messenger RNA of Cucurbita moschata (crookneck pumpkin), 956 nucleotides long. RefSeq lists its product as uncharacterized. Lineage: Eukaryota; Viridiplantae; Streptophyta; Magnoliopsida; Cucurbitales; Cucurbitaceae. The transcript is spliced from 2 exons. The record is from RefSeq and is a predicted model, not a curated record. The coding region runs from base 4 to 363 and encodes 119 amino acids.
GGUAUGGCCAUAAAUGUAGGUUCCUCUCGUGCGAGUCCCCUUUUCAAUUGUAUGGCUGAAAUCAUUCGAAGAUUACCUGGUUGCUUGAUGCUUGCAGGUAUUACUGUGGGGUUGCGAUCGGUGAUCACCAAGCAUUUUGCCAGUGGCAUUGGGAUAACUUUGUGUUUUAGGAGGAACUCCAUCCCAAGUAUCACGUCAAAGUCGUCCAUGCGAACAACGACAAGGUCUAGCUCUCCUGUCCAAUCCCCUAUUUUGAAGGAGACUCUUUUGGAAACUCCCACAAUAGGCAAGGCCUCAGAGUUGACAGCUUUCAUUUUUCCCGGGUCCUUCCCUAUGGUGAGUCCCAAUCUUCGGGCUUCUUGAUUGGCGAUGAAGUUGUGGGUCGCUCCUGAGUCUAUCAGAGUGCUCUUGCUCGGUCGAGAAUUUAUUGUCGCAUCUACGAACAUGAGCCCUUUCUCUAUUAUCUCCUUCGAUUCGACCUUCUGUUGGAGGGCUAACAAGAAAUUAAGCGCGCCCAUUCGGGGAUUGUCUUGAUCUUCCUUCUUGUCUAACAUAGUCUCGACCCUUGCGUCAUUGCUCUCUUGAAUGGACACUUGGAGCGCAGUGAGAGAGGCCCGAUGAGGACAGUAGGAUACUUUGUGGGGACCUUUACACAGCAUGCAUUGUAAAGGCGUCGUCGGGUGGUUCCUAUGAUGGUAAGGUCCUCGAGAUGUCCCCGCUUGGUUGUUCUGAGGAGGUCUAUCCGUCCAUCCGCUUAGUCUGUCGUUACCUCUGUUCGGUCUGUUGGGGCUUCCAUUUCGAUGACCUGGUGGCUUGUAUGUUUUGCCCCCAGUGUUUGGGGCCGGUGUCGUUCUUCUUUGGGAUCCCGCUUCGUUCCCAUAGUCUAGGAGUCUCUCGGCGCAGGCCAUUGCGGCAGCUAGGGUUUGGACCUUGUUCUCAUGUAGCUUUGUCUUGGU